This is a messenger RNA of Daphnia pulicaria, 1409 nucleotides long. RefSeq names its product 26S proteasome regulatory subunit 6A-B. NCBI's taxonomy places the organism in Eukaryota, Metazoa, Arthropoda, Branchiopoda, Diplostraca, Daphniidae. Gene Ontology annotation, biological process: proteasome-mediated ubiquitin-dependent protein catabolic process. Gene Ontology annotation, molecular function: ATP hydrolysis activity; ATP binding; proteasome-activating activity. The record is from RefSeq and is a predicted model, not a curated record. Bases 89 to 1381 code for a protein of 430 amino acids. Gene Ontology annotation, cellular component: proteasome regulatory particle, base subcomplex. The transcript has 8 exons.
UUGGCCAUCUAGCGGAAGUAGCAUCAAUGGGAUACUGCAGCCGACGGAUCACUUGGUCUGGCGAUUCUGUUAAACUUUCAUUGUCAUCAUGGCGGCCACAAAAACUUUGGAUGACAAAUCUAUCUGGGAAGGAGAUGAAUCCCUGGGGGAGGAAGUUCUUAAGAUGUCAACUGAAGAAGUUGUCAGUCGAACCCGGUUACUCGACAAUGAAGUUAAAAUUAUGAAAAGCGAGGUGAUGAGAAUCUCUCAUGAAUUGCAAGCACAAAAAGAAAAAAUCAAGGAGAAUACUGAAAAGAUCAAAGUCAACAAGACAUUGCCCUAUUUGGUUUCUAAUGUGAUUGAAUUGCUUGACGUUGACCCCCAAGAUCUCGGUGAAGAAGAUGGAGCAAAUGUGGACCUUGAUUCACAACGGAAGGGAAAAUGUGCUGUUAUCAAAACAUCAACACGACAGACUUAUUUCCUGCCCGUUAUUGGUCUGGUGGAUGCUGAGAAAUUAAAGCCAGGAGACUUGGUUGGUGUUAAUAAAGAUUCAUAUCUUAUUCUUGAAACUCUUCCAGCUGAAUACGACUCCAGAGUAAAGGCUAUGGAAGUGGAUGAAAGACCUACAGAACAGUAUUCUGAUGUUGGUGGUCUUGAUAAACAAAUCCAAGAGUUAAUUGAAGCAGUAGUCCUUCCAAUGACUCACAAAGAAAGAUUUGUAAAUCUUGGCAUCCAGCCACCCAAAGGUGUUCUCCUGUAUGGUCCACCAGGAACUGGCAAAACAUUGUUGGCUCGUGCCUGUGCUGCUCAGACAAAAUCUACUUUCUUGAAGUUGGCUGGUCCUCAGUUAGUUCAAAUGUUUAUCGGUGACGGUGCCAAAUUGGUACGAGAUGCGUUCGCCCUGGCUAAAGAAAAAGCACCAGCUAUUAUCUUCAUCGAUGAGCUUGAUGCUAUUGGAACAAAGCGUUUCGAUUCUGAAAAGGCAGGAGAUCGUGAAGUGCAGCGCACUAUGUUGGAAUUACUCAAUCAAUUGGACGGUUUCAGCUCUACUACUGACAUCAAGGUGAUUGCCGCCACGAACCGAGUGGAUAUUUUAGAUCCUGCUCUGCUCCGUUCUGGUCGUUUGGAUCGUAAAAUUGAAUUCCCUCAUCCGAACGAAGAAGCUCGUGCUCGCAUCAUGCAAAUUCAUUCCCGCAAAAUGAACGUCUCUCCCGAUGUUAACUUUGAGGAACUCUCUCGUUCAACUGAGGAUUUCAACGGCGCCCAAUGCAAAGCUGUCUGCGUUGAAGCUGGCAUGAUCGCCUUACGCCGCGAAGCCACUAUGGUUACUCAUGAAGACUUCAUGGACGCGAUUGUCGAAGUCCAAGCUAAGAAGAAGGCUAAUUUGAAUUACUAUGCUUGAAUAAAUCGUCCUUUGUUUUGCCACUUUA